Monoraphidium neglectum is the source of this 1431-nucleotide messenger RNA. RefSeq names its product subunit of the signal recognition particle. The record is from RefSeq and is a predicted model, not a curated record. Gene Ontology annotation, biological process: SRP-dependent cotranslational protein targeting to membrane. Gene Ontology annotation, cellular component: signal recognition particle, endoplasmic reticulum targeting. The coding region runs from base 1 to 1431 and encodes 476 amino acids. The transcript is spliced from 5 exons. Gene Ontology annotation, molecular function: protein binding; 7S RNA binding; ribosome binding. NCBI's taxonomy places the organism in Eukaryota, Viridiplantae, Chlorophyta, Chlorophyceae, Sphaeropleales, Selenastraceae.
AUGCCCUCCUGGCCACCCCGCGCAGAGGCUCUUGAGCGCCUGGAGCCGCUGGUGGGCGGCGAGCUCAGCGACCCCGCCACCAGCGCCGUCGCCGCCAACAACAUCGUGGUCGAGGCAUACGCUGCCGACCCCCAUCAGAAGGGCUUCUACGGCCGCAGCAUCAAGCGCCUUGAUGGCCUGCUCGACCGCUCCAGCGCCGACCCGCUCGCGCUCGCGCAAGGGCUCGGCACGCGGCUGUCGGCGGCGCAGCGGCGGGCGCUGCACCUCAACCGGGCGCUGCUCUACCUGCUCGGCGGCAAGGCGGACGCGGCGCGCGACCUGGCAGGCCACCUGUCCAAGGCGUUCCCCGACAGCCCCUUAGUCAUCAUGCUGCAGGCCGUGCUGCUCGCGCGCGGCGGCAAGGUCGCAGAAGCUGACAAGCUCCUGUCCAGCCUCGCCUCUGGCGCCGACGCCGACGGCGACGCGGCGCUCGCUCCGCAGCUGCUGCGCGCGCAGCUCGCGCUCGAGGACGGCGACGCGGCGGGCGCGCUGGCGCGGCUUGCGGCGCUGGGUGGCGGGCUCGCGGCGGCGCCGGGCGUGCUGGCAACGCGGGUGGCGCUGCUGGAGCAGGUUGGUGAUACCGCCGGCGCCGAGGCGCUGCUCGAGUCGGCGUUGGGCGAAUACCAAAACGCGGCCCGCGCCGACCCCCGGGACGAGGCGGCGUCAGAGGCGGUCGGCUGGUGCCUGCAGCGCCUGGUGGUUCUGAAGCUGCAGCUCGACAAGGCAGCUGAGGCCACCAAGCUCUUCCUCCAGCAGCAGCAGCAGCAGCAGGGCGGCAGGCGCGGCGCCGCGGCGGCGGCCGCCACGCCGGCAGACAGGGCGGUGCUCGCGCGGCUGGCGCGCGCGGCGGCGGCGGCGGGCGACACGGGGGCGGUCGCGGUGCUGGCCGAGCGGCUGCCGGGCGGCGCGGAUGCGGCGGGGCGGGGGCUGGACCCAGACGCUCUGGAGGAUCUGACGCGCGCGCUCAACAGCGUCCGCGCGCAGCGCCGCCGCGAGGCCGAGGCCGAGGCGUCGGCCGCGCCGGCCGACGCGGCGGGCAAGCGGCGGCGCGGCGCCGGCGGCGAGGACGGCGCGGCCGCGAAGAAGAAGCGGAAGCGGAAGCAGAGGCUGCCAAAGGGGUACGACCCGAGCAAGCCCAACGGCGGGCUGCCGCCGCCGGACCCGGAGCGCUGGCUGCCCAAGUGGCAGCGCAGCGACUUCAAGAAAAAGCAGAAGCGGCGGCGGGACAGGACGGAGGGGCCGGUCAAGGGCAGCCAGGGGGCGGGCAAGGUGGAUGACAGCCUGGACCGAGCGGCCAAGAAGGCGGAUGCCAUGGAGGUGGACCCGAAGGGCAAGGGCCCCGCGGGCGGCGCGCGGCCGAGCCUGCCGCAGCGGAAGGGCGGCAAGAAGUGA